GGUUCUACGUCACUCUAUGUUGACGUGUGGCUCGAGAGUCUGGUAGCUAGCCUAGCCCCGCACUUGCUUCUUGGCAGCGGUAGUUUGAAGAAAGUCCUGACAGCUGACUCUUCUUGGUAAAAAAUAAACUUUAAACAAUGGCGGACGAGUGGGAAGAAAUCCGCCGGCUUGCUGCUGAUUUUCAGAGAGCACAGUUUGCUGACACCGUGCAAAGGCUAUCGGAGAGAAAUUGCAUUGAAAUUAUUACAAAACUGGUCCAAGACAAGAAGCUGGAUGUGGUGCACACCCUGGACGGAAAGGAGUACAUCACCCCGGCUCAGAUCAGCAGGGAGAUCCGAGAUGAGCUCUACGUGCACGGAGGGAGAAUCAACAUCGUGGACCUCCAGCAGAUCAUCAAUGUGGAUUGGGUCCAUGUGGAAAACAGAGCAAGCGACAUUGCUAAAUAUGAUAAAGGAGUUCAACUUGUACUGGGACAACUUAUUGAUGACUCGUACCUGGACCGCUUGGCGGAGGAGGUGAACGACAAGCUGCAGGAGGCCGGUUUGAUCAGUAUCGCAGAGCUGUGUAAAAACUACGACCUCCCAGGAGAUGUCUUGAAUGAAGAGCUGUCAAAGCGUCUCGGGAAGCUCAUCCAGGGUGAGAUGGACGAGUACAACAGGGGGGUGAUAUUCACUCCAGCUUUUGUUGCUCGUCACAAAGCCAGGAUACGAGGGCUGUUCAGUGCCAUUACCAGGCCGACACCUGUCAGCAGCAUGAUUGCAGCUUUUGGCUUUCAGGAACAUCUUCUGUACUCGGUCCUGGAGGAGCUAGUGAACACCGGCCGUCUGAAGGGCAGCGUGGUGGGAGGCCGGCAGGACAAGGCUGUGUACAUCCCUGAUAUCUACUCCAAAACUCAGAACGCCUGGGUGGACGCUUUCCUCAAGCAGAACGGAUAUUUGGAGUUUGAUGCUCUGGUCCGGCUGGGGAUCCCUGAGCCCAGCAGCUAUAUCAAGAAGCGCUUCAAGUCCAGCAAGCUGCUGUUCCUCAGGGCGGCCUGCGUGGGGCAGGCUCUGGUGGACCAGGUGGAGGCAUCUGUGGAGGAGGCCGUCAACUCAGCCACAUGGACUGACAUACAGCCCAUUUUGCCCAGCUGCCUGUCAGUGGAGGACAUGGGGAUGCUGAUCGCCGAGGCGAUGAGGAGCACUAAUGUCCAGUCCUCUGCCAGAGUGCUGGGAGACACGGUGGUGGUCAGUGAGAAGUUCAUCAGCAACUGCCUCUCUCUGUUUGAUGAAGCCAUGCAGCAGAAAGCUCAGAAGGAAGUAAAGAACAAUCCAGUGUUCCUGAUAACUGAAGACGAUCUGAAGCAAGCGUCCAUGCUGACAGAGAGCACAUCAAUUUCUAAAAAGGACAAGAGAGAAGCAGAGCGCAAGAAGAAGAGCACAGAGGGCAGCGGCAGUGUGAAGUCAGGCGGCGGAGGAAACGCCAGAGAGAUACGCAUCCGUAAAACCAAGAAGAAAGGGAGGAGAGACGAGGACAGCGAUGAGGAGACCGGACCCUCACAGCAAAAUCGCAGUAAACAGACUGCAGCCCCCUUCAUGGCCCAGGAGGACAUCGUGGCGGUUUUAGAGGAGAGAGUAAGCGACUGCCCCGAAGAAAUCCUCUGCGAGCUGGCAGAGCAUUUAGUCAGGCCUCUGAACAAAGCGUACCAGGAGGUGCUGCGCUCGGUCUUCCUGUCCUCCAGCAGCGCUCCGUCCAGGGCCAACAAGAAGCAGAGCAUGAAGGACCUGCAGGAGGAGAUCAGCAGCCUCUACAACAACAUCCGCCUCUUUGAGAAAGGCACCAAGUUCUUCUCUGAUGAAACCCAGGUCCACAUUGCCAAGCACGUCCUGAAGACCGUGUGCUCGGACGUGUCCAACAUCCUGGUGAACUUCCUGGCUGCUGACCUGAUGAUGUCCGUGGAGAAUCCCAGCACCUUCACCCCUGAGGUCAGAGUGAAGAUUCUGGGCAAGCUGUCGGAGGACACCAGAGGACCCCUGAUGAAGCUGCACAACUGCCUGAACGGAAAAACCAUUGAAGACUUUCUGACCAACAUCGAGACGUGUGCAGAAGUGUGUGGCUUCAUGCUGAAGAAGGGAGACAAGAAAAGGGAGAGGCAGGCACUGUUCCUGCACCGCCAGGCCCUGAUGGAGCAGCUGAAGGAGACGGAGGACCCAGCUCUGGUGCUCCACCUGACCAGCGUGCUGCUGUUCCAGGGCUCCACCCACUGCAUGCUGCACGCCCCGGGCCGCUGCGUGCCCCACGUCAUCGGAACGCUCUGCGGCCGGAUCCCAGCGGAGCAGCAACAGCUGGUGUCGGCCUAUCAGAGCCUGGUGGUGAAGCAGCUGGUCAGCCAGAGUCAGAGCAGGAAGCAGGAGGAGGCCGAGGGGGCGGAGGAGCAGGAGGAGGAGGCCCGCAGCGUCCGCUCACAGCUCCUCAUCCUCACCCCGCAGCUCAAAGACCUGACGCUGUCCCAGAGGAAGACGUCCACCGCAGAGGACUAGCAUCACAGAGAAAUGAGUCUUUUCACCCUCUCACAUGUUCAGAUGAAUACUUUGAACUCUGCUAGAGCAGCUGUUGUCAUUUUGUGAUUUAGUCAUGGGGACAUCAUUCUAAAUUAUUAAAGGGAAUUCCUGUGGGAUGUCUCCCUGUAAACACAGUUAACAUGAAAAUCCUCAAUGAGGUUCUAAUUGUCAUGCAAUCAUUAAAGCUCUCCUCUUCCUCAUGUGUGGAGUUACUUCUUGUAAAA
Messenger RNA from Gymnodraco acuticeps, 2764 nucleotides. It is a transcript of the gene ufl1, whose product is annotated as UFM1-specific ligase 1. Bases 138 to 2519 code for a protein of 793 amino acids. The record is from RefSeq and is a predicted model, not a curated record. Gene Ontology annotation, biological process: response to endoplasmic reticulum stress; protein K69-linked ufmylation; regulation of proteasomal ubiquitin-dependent protein catabolic process. Gene Ontology annotation, molecular function: UFM1 ligase activity. Gene Ontology annotation, cellular component: endoplasmic reticulum membrane. Lineage: Eukaryota; Metazoa; Chordata; Actinopteri; Perciformes; Bathydraconidae. The transcript is spliced from 19 exons.